Messenger RNA from Esox lucius (northern pike), 2600 nucleotides. RefSeq names its product Yip1 domain family, member 1 (gene yipf1). NCBI's taxonomy places the organism in Eukaryota, Metazoa, Chordata, Actinopteri, Esociformes, Esocidae. The transcript has 10 exons. The coding region runs from base 426 to 1364 and encodes 312 amino acids. Gene Ontology annotation, molecular function: small GTPase binding. The record is from RefSeq and is a predicted model, not a curated record. Gene Ontology annotation, biological process: vesicle-mediated transport. Gene Ontology annotation, cellular component: membrane; Golgi apparatus.
CAUUCUGUCGUUUAAAAAAAGUGAAUUGUUCGCGAACUGCACAACACUACUUCAAACUAAAAGUUCGACCUUUCUUUGGUAGGUAUGUGUUCUCUAUUAAAGAACACAUCUAAACCGCCAGUGAUUUUGCUAAUAUAUUAUUCACAAAUUGAGUUAACGCCUCGCUUUUUGUUAUUGAAAUUUAUUUUAUUUCAUGCGCUGAUCAUUUGGCUUUUAUUUCGAUUUGUUUUCCCGGAAGAGGGAGGAUUCACGUUACGUAGAAACGGACUUACUUCGCUGCGCCAGAGUUCAGAGUGUAACGUAGAUAUAUAUGAUCAGUUAUUGUUAUUUGAGUAUGUAAGUAGUUGUCAAAGGUCUUCAGUCGUAUAGGAGUCUUCACAAGGUAACGUUUGGUCUCUAGACUGCCCUCUAGAUUAGUCUCAGACAUGGCGUCCAACACUGAUUUCCUUUUGCAGUUUACAGAAUUUGACGAAGCUGAUCGGGCGCUGGAGGACAGCAGAGAUGCCACCACCAUCAGAAUUGAGGACACGGAUACAGAACGUCACAAACCACAGAAACAGCGUAGAUCUGCCCCAGUGAUGUCCUUUGAGGAGGACCCACUGGCCAACGAUGACCAAACUGAAUUACUGUCUGGGCAGAAGAAAAGUGCACCUUUCUGGACCUUUGAAUACUAUCAGACAUUCUUUGAUGUUGAGACCCACCAGGUGAAAGAGAGAAUCCUGGGGUCUCUACUACCAUGGCCAGGGAAGAACUUCGUCCGUCUCUACAUUCACAACAACCCUGACCUUUAUGGACCCUUCUGGAUCUGUGCCACUUUGGUCUUUGUCAUCGCCAUCUGUGGAAACAUCUCUGACUUCCUGGUUUAUCUGGGGAACCCGCAGUAUAAGUAUGUCCCGGAGUUUCGGAAAGUGACCAUUGCGGCCACGGCCAUCUACAGCUAUGCGUGGCUGGUUCCCCUGUUUCUGUGGGGCGUGUUGGUCUGGAGGAACUCCAAGGUCAUCAACAUGGUGUCAUACUCCUUCCUGGAGAUAGUCUGUGUCUACGGAUACUGCCUGGCAAUCUACAUACCUGCUGUGGUGCUGUGGAUCAUUCCAAAUGAAGCGGUCCGGUGGUUGUCCAUUGCUGUGGCUCUGUUUCUUUCCGGCUCCGUCCUGGUGUUGACCUUCUGGCCGGCCGUCCGCGAUGACCAACCUCGGGUUGCCAUAGCAAUCAUGGUGGCCAUCGUGGUCCUCCACACCCUGCUGGCUGUCGGUUGUAAGGCUUACUUUUUCAAAACGCUGGAGGUGGAACAAACGGCCCCUGUUGGGAUACAGACCAACUCAUCACUGAGCUCACUGAACCGAUCCACUGUCCUGACAAGGUAAAAUGAAGUUGCAGUGGCAACGGUGUCAUGUGCCGUAUUGGUGACUGACCUGCUGCACGAACCUCACCCGGGUGGUCUUCCUUUCAAGCCCUUAAAGACACUGUAACGCAUUACAGCAGAGACACCUGGGGCCCAUCCAUUAGGCACCAAACGGACCACAACAAUAACGGAGAACUACUUGGACAUGGUCCAGGGACUAAGCCUAAGUGCUGUUUCCUUUUGCAUUGUUUUAAAAAUAAAGAAAAUGUAGUGUGCCAUAAUGAAUACGGCCUUGGUCUGGGGAUCUGGCCUCUGGGACGGGACAAUGGGGUCUGCAGGUUAUCUUUCUGCUGGGACGUUUCUAAACUGCCUUAAAGAUAUUUAAUCAGUGUAGUACUUAUUACUACAAAUGGUGUAGGCUGUCAGAGUUCAUCAGUUGACUCAAUUCACUUUUUAUAUUUUGUAUUCACUUUUCCUGGGAUUACAUUUGUCUGAAAGCAUUGAUAAAGCUAAACAUCUACACCGAUAUGUAAAGACCUCUUGACAUUGAUUUUACAUAAAAUGUGUUUUCUCAAUUUGACAUUUACAGUGGUUCCCAACCUUUUUAAGUUUCCACCAAAUUAAUUUUGCUCUUCCCAGAAUACACAUCAACUACCCCUUCAUGUUUGUUUUGCCCUAUGGUGUCAUGUGUCUUCUGAGGUAUCCACUGUGGAUAGGCCAUGUACCCCCAGGGGUCCUAGUUCCCCUGGUUGGGAACCCCUGUAUUAGACUAUUGAGCUGUAAUUAUUCUUGUAAUGUUUUUUCCGAAAGCAAGUUGUGCAGGCUAACAUUUUUCUCAGCUUUUACAGCCUUCGUUAUUAGACUUGAGUGGUGUUACCUAAUCCUGUGUUUGAAAGGUGGGUUUGUUCAGUUCAGAGAGUAGCGUUGUUAAGUGUUAACUCAUGCUGCAGCAUUGUGCUGUUGCUUGUUUUUGCAUGUCUGUUUUUGCUGGUCAACAGUGGGUCCUUUCAAAGGGAAAUGUCUAGACUAUAGGUGAUAACAGGGCUGAACCAAAACUGUUAAUACAUGGCACAGGUUUUACCACAACUACUGACCUUUACUUUAAAUGUUUUACUUUGAAUUGCCAUCCUCUAAAUAUUAUGCUUCACUUUGAUUUAUAUUAAUAAGAUUGUUUACUGGUAACACACUGAAAGACUCUACUUUGUAUUAUAUAUAUUUAUAUAAUAGUGUGUGUGUGUGUGUGUGUGUGUGUGUGUGU